This is a messenger RNA of Python bivittatus (Burmese python), 6634 nucleotides long. The record is from RefSeq and is a predicted model, not a curated record. NCBI's taxonomy places the organism in Eukaryota, Metazoa, Chordata, Lepidosauria, Squamata, Pythonidae.
CUUUAAUAUUCAAGUAGUUGUGUUAGUCACUCUACUACAGUAUACAGAAGAAUAUCACUGUUUAUCUUUAUAGAAUACAAAACAAAGACAUUACAGUAUGUUUAACACGUUUGCAUUUGAAGACCGGAGUCUAGUCCACAAUAUUCCAUAGCUUCAUUAAUCUGUUAAUACUAAAAAUGCCGCCACACCUUUUUUGCGUGAGUUUGUAUACACGUACUUGUGAAUAAGGAUUCAAAAUAUAAAACAAGGGUCCAAGGACUAGAAAAAGUAUCCGCUUACAAUCUGCAAGACAUUAUCUGCAGAUAAACAUAAGAAACAAGCUACGCAGCCGUUCCCCAAAGGAAGUACUUAAUCACAAAAACACAAUUUCCCCAGCUUUGCUAUACUCAUUUUGCAGCCGAAAUUAAUGAGGAAAAAUCCCAGCCUGUUCGAGUCGAGUCCCAGGCGCCGGUAAAUUCUUUUCCAUCGUGUGGCAAAUACGGGCAGAUCUGCCUGGCAAGAAGACGCAAAGGAAAUGGGGCUCCAACCGCUUGUCAGCCGGCGAGAACAAGCCUGCCCGGUCGGCGGAAGCCCUCAAAGAAAUCAAAAAUGGCGGGAGAAGGCUGGAGGCGAGCGGGCCCGGCCUCCAAUCAGUCCCUCGCUCCCUUCUCUCCGAAGAGGAAUCCCAGGCCCCGCCCUCCUCGCACCUGUUGCGCGCCGCCGGCAGCCAGUCUCAGCUACCCCUUGCUACCUUGCGCGACUGGUAGCGCCGCUAUUUGCUCGCUCCCUCCCUCCCUCCUUGCGGCUGCGCCCUCUCUUCCCGGCCUUGAAGCAACAGCAGCAGUAGCAACCUCGACGCCGCUGCCGCUUCCUCCUCUGUAACCACUCGGCCCGGCCUUGACGUCGUUUCCUUCCAACAUGGCGAGGACGGGAGGCUGCUGCUGUCGCCGCUGCCGCUGCUCUCGCUUCUACCGCUGCUGCUAAUGGGGGCUGAGGCAAGCGGGCAGCGUUGCGUUCUUGUGAGAGCCGGUUCGUCCCUCCUCAGCGUCGAGCAGGGCCCGCAGUAGCCACCCAGUCAGAGCCCGGAUUCAGUUCCGUUCAAGGAGGGAGACAAUUUCCCGGAAAGCCGCUUCAGGUCUCAGCCGGCGGAGCCCUGAGAGUCAACCCCGCUCAUACCCACUUUUCCCCUCACUUUCAGUGCGCCCUCAUGUAUGAGGGGAAGAAAACGAAGAACAUGUUCCUGACACGGGCUUUGGAGAAGAUCCUGGCCGACAAGGAGGUGAAGAAGGCGCACCAUUCCCAGCUGCGCAAAGCCUGUGAGGUGGCCUUAGAGGAAAUAAAAACAGAAACUGGAAAACAAAGUCCACCUCAUGGAGAAGCAAAACCUGGUUCAAGCACUCUUCCACCAGUGAAAUCAAAGACCAGUUUUAUUGAGGCAGACAAGUACUUCUUGCCAUUUGAAUUGGCAUGCCAAUCCAAGUGUCCCAGAAUUGUUAGUACAUCGUUAGAUUGUUUGCAGAAACUUAUAGCCUAUGGGCAUUUGACUGGUAAUGCUCCAGAUAGUACUGCUCCUGGGAAAAAAUUGAUUGAUAGAAUUAUUGAAACAAUAUGUGGCUGCUUCCAAGGUCCACAGACAGAUGAAGGUGUUCAACUACAAAUUAUAAAGGCUCUACUAACAGCAGUAACAUCUCAACACAUAGAGAUACAUGAAGGGACCGUGUUGCAAGCUGUAAGAACAUGCUACAAUAUCUACCUUGCAAGCAAGAAUCUCAUAAAUCAAACCACAGCCAAGGCCACUCUCACACAAAUGUUGAAUGUAAUAUUUGCACGUAUGGAAAACCAAGCACUUCAGGAAGCCAAGCAGAUGGAGAAAGAGAGACAUCGACAGCAGCAGCAUCUGCAGCAAUCUCCUUUAAGCCAUCAUGAGCCUGAAUCACCUCAAUUAAGGCAUCUUUCAGAGGAGACUGUUGAUCAGUUAUCCCAGGAUCAUGAAGGGGAUUUGGAGCAUCAUACAAAUGAUGUGGACAAAAGCCUUCAAGAAGAUACAGAAGGAGAAAAUGGGUCUGAUAUUUCCAGUGCAGAAAAUGAACAAACAGAAGCUGACCAAGCAACAGCAGAAACUCUAACUAAAAAUGAUGCAGGAUCAUAUGAUGGAGAAAAUAAUCAAUGUGAAGAAACAGCUCAGGAUGUUGUACAGACUAUAGUCCAGGAAAUGGUGAACAUAGUAGUAAGAGAUGUUGGUGAGAGAUCUGCUGAAAAGGUUCUGGUUGAUGGACCAAUAGGUACUUCAGAGGAUGGUAGUGAUAGUGAAAAUAUCCAGGCAAAUGGAAUUCCCGGGACACCUAUUUCUGUUGUUUAUACACCAUCGUUACCUGAUGACAGGUUAUCCGUCUCUUCCAAUGAUACUCAGGAAUCUGGAAAUUCUUCAGGACCUACACCUGGUGCUAAAUUUUCCCACAUUUUACAAAAGGAUGCCUUUCUAGUAUUCAGGUCACUGUGUAAACUCUCUAUGAAGCCUUUGUCAGAUGGACCACCUGACCCAAAGUCUCAUGAAUUGCGGUCAAAAAUCCUUUCAUUGCAGUUGCUUCUAUCUAUUUUGCAAAACGCAGGACCUGUUUUUAGGACAAAUGAAAUGUUUAUUAAUGCCAUUAAACAGUACCUUUGUGUAGCACUGUCUAAAAAUGGAGUCUCAUCUGUUCCAGAAGUAUUUGAACUUUCUCUUUCGAUAUUCCUGACUUUACUUUCAAAUUUUAAGACACACUUAAAGAUGCAGAUUGAGGUUUUCUUCAAAGAGAUUUUUCUGUAUAUUUUAGAAACCUCUACUAGCUCCUUUGAUCAUAAAUGGAUGGUUAUUCAAACACUGACACGGAUAUGCGCAGGUAAUGCCCAGAGUGUAGUAGACAUUUAUGUAAAUUAUGACUGUGAUUUAAAUGCUGCAAAUAUAUUUGAAAGACUAGUUAAUGAUCUAUCUAAAAUUGCUCAAGGAAGAGGCAGCCAAGAACUUGGCAUGACCAACAUUCAGGAACUAAGUUUGAGAAAGAAGGGUCUUGAAUGCUUAGUAUCAAUAUUGAAGUGCAUGGUGGAAUGGAGUAAGGAUCAAUAUGUAAAUCCCAACUCUCAAACAACAUUAGGACAGGAAAAACCCACUGAGCAAGAAAGUACUGAAACCAAACAUCCUGAGACAAUUAACAGAUAUGGGAGCUUAAAUUCUUUAGACUCUACAGCCUCCUCUGGAAUUGGUAGCUACAGCACUCAGAUGUCUGGUACAGACAAUCCAGAGCAAUUUGAGGUUCUAAAGCAGCAGAAAGAAAUAAUAGAACAAGGAAUAGAUUUAUUUAAUAAGAAGCCAAAGAGAGGAAUUCAGUAUCUACAAGAACAAGGGAUGCUUGGUAUUACUUCUGAAGAUAUUGCCCAGUUCUUGCAUCAAGAAGAAAGAUUAGACUCUACUCAAGUUGGAGAGUUCCUAGGAGACAAUGAUAAAUUUAAUAAGGAAGUUAUGUAUGCUUAUGUGGAUCAGCAUGACUUUUCUGCAAAGGAUUUUGUUUCUGCUCUGCGCAUGUUUUUGGAAGGCUUCCGUCUUCCAGGAGAGGCUCAGAAAAUUGAUAGAUUAAUGGAGAAAUUUGCUGCUAGAUACUUGGAGUGUAAUCAAGGGCAAACUCUCUUCGCUAGUGCAGACACUGCAUAUGUCUUGGCUUAUUCAAUUAUUAUGUUGACAACAGAUCUCCAUAGCCCACAGGUAAAGAAUAAAAUGACCAAAGAACAAUAUAUUAAAAUGAACAGAGGUAUCAAUGAUAGUAAGGAUCUCCCUGAAGAAUAUCUGUCAGCUAUCUAUAAUGAAAUAGCAGGAAAGAAGAUCUCAAUGAAGGAAACAAAAGAACUAACAAUACCCACUAAAACAAGUAAGCAAAGUGUAGCUAGUGAAAAGCAGAGACGACUACUUUAUAAUUUAGAAAUGGAGCAAAUGGCUAAAACAGCUAAAGCUUUGAUGGAAGCAGUGAGCCAUGUUCAAGCUCCUUUUACAAGUGCAACACACUUGGAACAUGUAAGACCCAUGUUCAAGUUAGCCUGGACACCAUUCUUAGCUGCUUUCAGUGUGGGUUUGCAAGAUUGUGAUGACACAGAAGUUGCCUCUCUUUGCCUGGAAGGCAUUCGAUGUGCAAUCAGGAUAGCAUGCAUUUUCAGUAUCCAGCUUGAGAGGGAUGCUUAUGUCCAAGCGCUAGCAAGAUUUACUUUACUUACUGUGAGUUCUGGUAUUACUGAAAUGAAGCAGAAGAAUAUUGACACAAUAAAAACACUCAUUACUGUGGCUCAUACUGAUGGAAAUUACUUGGGAAAUUCUUGGCAUGAGAUUUUGAAAUGCAUCAGUCAGCUUGAACUAGCGCAAUUAAUAGGUACUGGAGUAAAACCACGUUACAUAUCUGGGACCGUGAGAGGCCGAGAAGGUUCAUUUACAGGAACAAAGGAUCAGGCUCCUGAUGAAUUCGCAAGUCUGGGACUUGUUGGAGGAAACGUGGACUGGAAGCAGAUUGCAAGUAUUCAAGAAUCUAUUGGAGAAACUAGUUCACAGAGCGUUGUUGUUGCAGUGGACAGAAUAUUUACAGGAUCUACCAGACUAGAUGGAAAUGCUAUUGUGGAUUUUGUCAGAUGGCUUUGUGCUGUUUCUAUGGAUGAACUGUUGUCUGCAACUCAUCCCCGGAUGUUCAGCCUACAAAAGAUAGUAGAGAUUUCUUACUAUAACAUGGGACGAAUAAGGCUACAGUGGUCUAGAAUCUGGGAAGUUAUUGGAGAUCAUUUCAAUAAGGUUGGUUGUAAUCCCAAUGAAGAUGUAGCUAUUUUUGCCGUAGACUCCUUAAGGCAGUUAUCAAUGAAAUUCUUAGAAAAAGGGGAACUUGCUAAUUUCCGAUUUCAGAAGGAUUUCUUAAGACCAUUUGAACACAUCAUGAAGAGAAACAGAUCACCAACCAUUCGUGACAUGGUUGUCCGUUGCAUAGCCCAGAUGGUAAAUUCCCAAGCAGCAAAUAUACGCUCAGGCUGGAAGAAUAUUUUCUCAGUUUUUCAUUUGGCUGCAUCUGAUCAGGAUGAAAGUAUAGUGGAACUGGCAUUUCAGACUACUGGACACAUUGUCACAAUUGUAUUUGAGAAACAUUUCCCAGCAACCAUAGAUUCCUUCCAGGAUGCAGUGAAAUGCUUGUCUGAGUUUGCAUGCAAUGCAGCUUUUCCAGACACAAGUAUGGAAGCUAUUCGCCUUAUUCGCCAUUGUGCGAAAUACGUAUCAGAAAGGCCUCAGGCUUUCAGAGAAUAUACUAGUGAUGAUAUGAAUGUCGCUCCAGAAGACAGGGUCUGGGUGAGAGGCUGGUUUCCAAUUCUCUUUGAGCUGUCCUGUAUUAUCAAUAGAUGCAAAUUAGAUGUAAGAACCAGAGGUUUAACGGUUAUGUUUGAAAUAAUGAAAACAUAUGGUCACACAUACGAAAAGCAUUGGUGGCAGGAUUUGUUUCGGAUAGUCUUCCGAAUAUUUGACAAUAUGAAGUUGCCAGAACAGCAAACAGAGAAAGCAGAGUGGAUGACAACAACUUGCAAUCAUGCACUUUAUGCGAUUUGUGAUGUAUUCACACAGUAUUUAGAAGUACUUAGUGAUGUUCUUUUGGAUGAUAUAUUUGCUCAGCUGUAUUGGUGUGUUCAACAAGACAAUGAGCAACUAGCACGGUCUGGUACAAACUGUUUAGAGAAUGUUGUCAUUCUGAAUGGGGAGAAGUUUACCCUUGAAAUCUGGGAUAAGACUUGCAACUGUAUGUUGGAUAUCUUCAAAACCACUAUUCCCCAUGCGCUUUUAACUUGGCGACCAGUGGGGGGAGAUACUGCAUCUCCAUCUUCUGGAAGAGAGAAACAGUUGGAUGCCAUAUCACAAAAAUCUGUAGAUAUUCAUGAUUCUGUGCAAUCAAAAUCUUUAGAUAGACGUCAGUUUCAACCUAUUGUAGGGUUGCCUGCAAAUGAGGAGGUCAGCAAAAACAAGCCUACUGCAAAAUUUCCAGAUCAGAAACUGUUUGGUGCACUGUUAAUCAAAUGUGUAGUACAACUGGAACUUAUUCAAACAAUAGACAGCAUUGUAUUUUUCCCAGCAACCAGCAAAAAGGAAGAUGCAGAAAAUCUAGCUGCAGCACAGAGAGAUGCAGUAGAUUUUAAUGUUCAUGUGGACACACAAGAUCAAGGAAUGUAUCGUUUUUUAACAUCACAGCAACUUUUCAAACUGCUGGAUUGUUUAUUAGAAUCUCAUAAAUUUGCUAAGGCUUUCAACUCAAAUAAUGAGCAAAGAACUGCAUUGUGGAAAGCAGGUGAGUCUUUCUUGCCAAUUGUAAGGACUUUCAAUGAUGAAUAUUACAGAAAAAUACAGUAUAGAUAGUCUUCAGAUUAUGAUGGCAGUUGAGACCAGAAUUUCUGUUGCUACAUGAUGCAGUCGUAAAGUGCAAUGUCACAGGAUCACAUCGUUUAACGAUGGCAAUCCCACGGUCCCAGUUGCCAUGAUAACCCCAGGACCAUGCAGGUUGUUAAGUGGGAAGAGGUGGGAGUCCCAGGCAAGCAGGCCAGCAGGUAGGAACUACAGAGCACAGGCAGGUAAAAAAGUAGCAGGAAUGACUUCCAACUUCCUGCUGGCUUCCCC